Microthlaspi erraticum is the source of this 432-nucleotide messenger RNA. NCBI's taxonomy places the organism in Eukaryota, Viridiplantae, Streptophyta, Magnoliopsida, Brassicales, Brassicaceae. The record is from the annotation of a GenBank genome assembly.
AUGUCGUCGCAAGAAACUAAAACAGAUCAAAGAGAAGGAGCUGAGAUCUGCAAUGGCGGAUCUAUCUGCAAGAAAAAAGCAGACGAGAUCUUGUCGACGAUGAAUCUACCCAAAGGACUUCUCCCUUUAGACAACAUGACAGAGAUCGGUCACAACAAAUCGACCGGUUACGUCUGGAUCAAGAUGAAUAACAAGGUUCAGCAUCGGUUUAAAGCCAUCGGACGGAACGUAUCGUACGAUUCGGAGGUUACUGCGUUCGUCGAGAACCGUCGGAUGCGUGCGCUCACGGGAAUCAAGAGCAAGGAGCUUCUGAUUUGGGUUACUAUCUCUGAGAUCUUCGUUAAUGAUCAAGACAAAACCAAGAUUACUUUUGCUAAUCCGACGGGAUUGUCACGUACUUUCCCCGUCACUGCUUUUGAGGAAGAGAGUUGA